AUGGGGUUUUGGGAAUUUGUUAGUAAAAUAGUAAUAACCACUACAGCUGGUAUUAUCUUAGGUCCUGCUGCUAUUCCUGUCGGUGCUGCUGUCUGGGGCACAAGUGAAAUAAUUAAACAGAAUUCUGAAAAUAAGGAUGUAAGAGGAGUCUUUGGCUUUAUUAGUGAUUGCGGUCGUGAAACUUUUACUGGUGAAGCACUUGGCUUGGCUGCUCAAGGAGCUGUUACGGUGGUAGAAUUGAGUGUAGAAUUGAGUAAAACAAAUAGUUCCUCAACAGCGGAGCAGCAAAGAAAACAGUUGGAGAAUACUUCAUAUUGGACUACCAGAAUUGAAGCAAUUAAUGCAAUUAAGCAUAGUAUUCAUUUGGACAAUGGGCAAUGA
Messenger RNA from Dentiscutata erythropus, 381 nucleotides. The record is from the annotation of a GenBank genome assembly. NCBI's taxonomy places the organism in Eukaryota, Fungi, Glomeromycota, Glomeromycetes, Diversisporales, Gigasporaceae.